Molecule: messenger RNA, 1523 nt
Organism: Beta vulgaris subsp. vulgaris (sugar beet)
Lineage: Eukaryota; Viridiplantae; Streptophyta; Magnoliopsida; Caryophyllales; Amaranthaceae
Product: probable protein phosphatase 2C 34
Exons: 6
Coding region: 269-1387 (372 amino acids)
Biological process (GO): protein dephosphorylation
Molecular function (GO): protein serine/threonine phosphatase activity
Source: RefSeq, a predicted model, not a curated record
UUCUCUUUCUCUCUCUCUUCCUCAAUAAAAACAUCCAGAAAUAUAAACACUACAAAGGAAGAAAGAUAUGGACUCUUGUGACCCAUUUCUUCCUUCAUUUUCUGGAAAUAUCCUCUCUUCACAUUUAUUUCUCUUCAAAUUUCAGGUUGAUUUUUCACUUUUUUAUCUCCUGCAUCAACUUCCUGUUCUCUGAUCUUUACUUUCUCUCUCUUCAGUGACCGUUGGAAUCUGGAAGAAGGAAAAUUCAGAGGAGAAAAAGGAGGAGAAAAUGGGUCAUUGGUCAUCAAUGUUUAAUGGGUUAGCAAGAUCGUUUUCGAUGAAAAAACUAAAGAAUUCAAGUAAUGGAGAUGUAGGAAAGGAAGCUGCAGAAACUAUGGCAAAGGAUGCUAAGAAGAGUGAUCUGAUAUUAAGGUCUUCUGGCAUUGUUAAUGUUAAUGGGUCCGAAAAUUUCGCCUCAGUUUUUACAAGAAGGGGCCAGAAAGGUGUUAAUCAAGAUUGUUGCAUGGUUUGGGAGGAAUUUGGAUGUCAACCUGAUAUGUUAUUUUGUGGCAUUUUCGAUGGGCAUGGUCCCUGGGGUCAUUUUGUGGCAAAGACGGUUAGGGAAUCGAUGCCACCAUCGUUGUUAUGCAAUUGGCAAGAGUCUCUUGCUGAAAUGGUGCUUGACCCGGAUUUUGACCUAGAGUUAGAUAAGAAGGUGGAUUGGUUUAAUAUAUGGAAGCGUUCCUACUUGAAGACGUGUGCUACUAUCGAUCAAGAACUUGAGCAGCACAGAAAGAUUGAUGCAUUUUACAGUGGAACAACUGCCCUCUCAAUCGUGAGACAGGGGGAGAAAAUUAUCAUCGCCAAUGUUGGCGACUCUCGUGCUGUAUUGGCUACUACAUCAGAUGACGGUGAUUUGGAAGCUGUGCAGCUCACUCUUGAUUUCAAACCCGGAUUGCCUCAGGAAGCUGAGCGAAUAACACAAUGUAAUGGGCGAGUUUUCUGUUUACAAGACGAGCCAGGGGUACAUAGGGUGUGGCUACCUGAUGAGGAGCUGCCUGGGCUAGCAAUGUCUAGAGCUUUUGGGGAUUAUUGCAUCAAAGAUUUUGGCCUUAUAUCUGUGCCUGAAGUGACUCAAAGGAAUAUUACCAGUAAAGACCAGUUCAUUGUGCUGGCAUCUGAUGGGGUAUGGGAUGUGGUCUCCAAUCAAGAGGCAGUAGAGAUUGUAUCUUCAUCCCUAGAUCGAGGCAAGGCCGCUAAACGAUUGGUAGAUCAUGCAGUCCGAGCAUGGAAACGAAAGCGGCGAGGGAUCGCAAUAGAUGAUAUCUCUGCCAUUUGCCUUUUCUUCCACUCUCCCUCCUCUUCAACUCACCAAAACCUAGUCGAACCUGCUGUAUUCACCAAAUAGCUAGAAAAUUUUACUGUGAAAAGGCAAAAGCUGAUAAAUCACACAGCUUUGUUUGUAUCAGUAUGUGUCAAAUAUCCUGUGCUUGAUGAGUAAAAUAUGUGAUUCAUGUGAAUGUCAAAAUUCUCUUAUCUGCCCA